CGGGCAGGGGGGGGGCAGAGGGUUCCGGUAGCCGGUGCGCGGCCGCAGCUCGCGGCAGUACCGGGAUAGCCGGGAUAACCGGGACAACCGGGACACCCCGCGGGCCCGCAGCCGGUGCCGAUGCCGAGGAGCAGCUGACGGCGGCGGGGACGCGGAAAUGGAGCUGCGGCCGGGCCGGGCCGUGCGGGCGCUGUGCGGCCUCUUCCUCCUCCUUCUCCUGCUGCUGCUGCUGCAGCAUCCCGGCCGCGCCGAGCGGGCCCCCGGCUCCCACCUGGACGACUCGGCCAUCGCAGCAGAGUUCUGCCGCAUCGACAAGGCCCUGUGCCACGACGAGGACGAGCAGCUCAGCUUCGAGGCCGUGCGCAACAUCCACAAACAGAUGGACGAUGACGCCAACGGCAACGUGGACGUGGAGGAGAGCGACGAGUUCUUGAGGGAAGACUUGAAUUACCAUGACCCCGCAGUCAAGCACAGCACGUUCCAUGGAGAAGACAAACUCAUCAGUGUGGAGGAUCUCUGGAAGGCCUGGAAAACAUCUGAAGUGUACAACUGGACGGUUGAUGAGGUGGUUCAGUGGCUCAUUUCCUACGUGGAGCUGCCCCAGUACGAGGAGACCUUCCGGAAGCUGCAGCUGAGCGGCCACGCCAUGCCCAGGCUGGCAGUGAACAACGCCACCAUGAUGGGGACAGUGCUGAAAAUGACCGACCGCAGCCACCGGCAGAAGCUGCAGCUCAAGGCCCUGGACACGGUGCUCUUCGGGCCUCCCCUGUUGACCCGUCACAACCACCUCAAGGACUUCAUGCUGGUGGUGUCCAUCGUCAUCGGCGUGGGCGGCUGCUGGUUCGCCUACAUCCAGAACCGCUACUCCAAGGAGCACAUGAAGAAGAUGAUGAAGGACCUGGAGGGUCUCCACAGGGCUGAGCAGUCUCUCCAUGACCUACAGGAGAGGCUGCAGAAGGCGCAGGAGGAACACCGCUCUGUGGAGGUGGAGAAGGUGCACCUGGAGAAGAAGCUGCAGGACGAGAUCAGCAUUGCCAAGCAGGAGGCACACAGGCUGCGGGAGCUCCGCGAGGGCACUGAGAACGAGCUCAGCCGGCAGAAAUACGCGGAGCAGGAGCUGGAGCAGGUGCGGAUGGCGCUGAAGAACGCGGAGAAGGAGCUGGAGUCCCACUGCAGCUGGGCCGCCCCCGAGGCACUGCAGAAGUGGCUGCAGCUGACCCAUGAGGUGGAGGUGCAGUACUACAACAUUAAGAAGCAGAACGCAGAGAAACAGCUGCUGGUGGCCAAGGAAGGGGCUGAAAAGAUCAAAAAGAAGCGAAACACCCUUUUUGGGACGUUCCAUGUUGCUCACAGUUCCUCUCUGGACGAUGUUGACCAUAAAAUCUUAACUGCAAAGCAAGCGCUGAGCGAGGUGACGGCGGCGCUGCGGGAGCGGCUGCACCGCUGGCAGCAGAUCGAGCUCCUCUGCGGCUUCCAGAUCGUCAACAACCCCGGCAUCCACUCCCUGGCCUCGGCCCUCAACAUCGACCCCGGCUGGAUGGGCACCCCCCGGCCCAACCCCUCGCACUUCAUCAUGACUGACGACGUGGACGACCUGGACGAGGAGCUCGUGUCGCCCAUGUCCAUCCAAUCUCCGGCCUUGCCCAGCACAGUCCGGCAGCGCCUGGUGGAGCCGCAGCACGGCCACGGAUCGCAGAGGUUGGUAGAGAGUCACGUGCCGGGGCAGCCCGAGGCGGGCCCCGCGGCCCCGUUCCGGGCGGGCCGAGUGUCCCUGCGCCGAAUGCACAGCCUCACCUCCGGACAGUCCUUCAGCUCCGACCUGCCCGGCUCCAGCCCAUCGCCUGCCUCCACCUCCUCCACUUCCUGCUCCUCAUCCACCACCACUGCACCUGCUCCUGCUUGCCAUGUCCACCCUAUCUAUUACCAUCACACCACCUCUUAUUUCCUCCAGAUGGAUUCCAUCCCCGACCUGCCCCCUCCUGAUGUCACCUCUGGAGUUCGCUGUCGCACUGGGAGCUUUGGAGAUUUAACUCGCUGCGACUCCGACUCCUCCAUCCCGCACCUGAGCGACCACCAGCGUAUCCCCAGCUCGGCGCCCAAGCUGCUGGCUGCCCGGCCCACGCUGCUGACCAGGUCCAUGGAGGAGGCUGUCCCCGGGCCCCCGGCCCCCGGCGCGCCCACCCCCAACGGCGGCAGCCGGCACGGGGAGCCCUCCGCCCUGGCGGCCUUGCAGGAGCGGCUGCCCGAGAGCCCCAUGGUGAUGAAGAAGAUGAUGAUGGUGAACCACGGCAUGGAGAAGUCCUCCAGCCUGGGGGAGAUCAGCCACCCGACGGCCGGCAAGCCCAGCCACUCGGAUUCGUCCCGGUCGCACAGCCCCAGCUCCACCGACCCCGACACCCCCUCCCCCAUCUCUGACUGCCGGCCCAGCGGCGCCAGGAACACCCGCAUCCCGCAGCUGGCCGCCAAGAAGAGUCCGGGGGACGAGGACAGCAGCCUGACGGGCGACGAGGUUGACCUCGGCCAGAGCAAGAAAAAGUUCCCCCUAAAGAUCUUCAAGAAGCCCAAGAAGUAGGGGGAGGACACCCCCGGACGCGUCCCGCCGGGCCCGGGGCCGGCCGUGCACCGGGAUCGCAGCGCGGCCCCGGCACCCUCCGCACCCCGAGUCACCCCCAGCGCCGGCACGGGAGGAGCUAUUUAAACUUAUUUAUUUCCUGAUCUCCGAGACGAAAAACCGCGACGCCGCCGGCUACCCCGGGAGAAGAGCCGCCCCUGCCCUCCCCUCCGACCGCUGCGGUCCCGGCUUUGCUGUGCAUGGCUUCCAGUUACUCCUGCUCUGCUCAGCCACGCGGCCUUUGGGUUUGGUUUCAAUGUGGUUUUAUUUUUUUAUUUUA
This is a messenger RNA of Corvus hawaiiensis (hawaiian crow), 2891 nucleotides long. RefSeq names its product stromal interaction molecule 1 (gene STIM1). Gene Ontology annotation, molecular function: protein binding; calcium channel regulator activity; calcium ion binding. The coding region runs from base 158 to 2572 and encodes 804 amino acids. NCBI's taxonomy places the organism in Eukaryota, Metazoa, Chordata, Aves, Passeriformes, Corvidae. The record is from RefSeq and is a predicted model, not a curated record. The transcript is spliced from 12 exons. Gene Ontology annotation, biological process: activation of store-operated calcium channel activity; store-operated calcium entry; intracellular calcium ion homeostasis. Gene Ontology annotation, cellular component: plasma membrane; endoplasmic reticulum.